Anthostomella pinea is the source of this 627-nucleotide messenger RNA. The record is from the annotation of a GenBank genome assembly. Lineage: Eukaryota; Fungi; Ascomycota; Sordariomycetes; Xylariales; Xylariaceae.
AUGUCCUCUACGACCACCUGCACAACCGCCUUGCCCCCCGAAGAGCCCUCGUCUCACCGUUCCUCACCGUGGAUCGACAGAGCCGCGCGCCGGUCUAACUACAUCCAUGACCCGCGGGAAUACAACUGGCGCGAAGGGUUAGAGGGCGGGGUUGUGUACCUCAACCUGGAUCACGACACGGUCACCAUGAUGGAGUGGCUGGAGCUGCCUUUGAUCCGUCACGAGGUGAUCUGGGAUACCGGCAUCGCGAGGGGCCCGUCGUGGAUCGUCACGGAGAGGCUGUGGCAGCACGCGCGGGUGCGCAAAGCCGUCGGCAUCGUUCUGGGCGCGCCCGUGCCCGACUUUGAUACCCUGAUCUCGUGCCUGGAGACCUUCCCUCGUGUCGUGUCAUAUCACGUUCUAUGGCAGGAUGUCUGGCGGGAACCACAAGGGAUGGCUAUGUUAUUCAACAGCCUCGCCCAUCAUUCUCUGGACGUCAUUCGCCGGCCGUUUGUGCAGAGAAUGAAUAUCAAGCUUGUGCCUGAUGAUGGAAACGAUCAAGAGGGGUUGUCUAAUGGCCAAGUCCGGCUUGUGCGUAUGGAUGGACACGACCAGGAGGAGAUGCCUACUAGCAAGUCGACACCCUGA